AAUAAUCAGAUAUUAAGAUAUUAUUAAUAAUAUAUCUCUAAUUUAAUCAAAUAAUUAAGAUUAUUAAUAAUCUCAUAUAUUUCCCUCCCCCGCAUCCAGAGGGAAAUUCUACUCUUCGCCUUAAACAGACAGAAAUGGGGCAAGCGACAGUGGCUGGGACGGAAUCGGCGGUGGCGGGCUCCGCCUCCAGCAGCGAAAAGGACUUCAAGCUAGUGGGAUACUCCAACUUUCUGCGCAAAAAUCCACGAACCGAUCGCUUCCCCGUGCUAGGCUUCCAUCACAUUGAAUUCUGGUGCGGUGACGCCACCAACACCGCCGGCCGAUUUUCCUUCGGACUCGGCAUGCGCCUCUCCGCUCGAUCCGACAUAUCCACCGGCAACACAAUCCACUCCUCACUCCUCCUUCGCAGCUCCUCCCUUCAAUUUCUCUUCUCUGCUCCCACCUCCUCAUCCGAUCCCCCACCUUCCCCGCAAUCCCAAUCGCCACUUCCUUCAUUUUCCCCCUCCGCUUCCCACCGCUUCACCCUCACCCACGGCCUCGGCGUUCGAGCCAUCGCCGUUCGUGUAUCCGACGCAUUCUCCGCCUUCCACAUCAGUGUCUCCCACGGCGCCCGUCCUGCUUUUCCUCCCGCUGAUCUCGGCCUUGGCUUCGCCCUCUCCGAAGUUGAGCUGUACGGCGAUGUCGUCCUCCGAUUCAUUAGCCAUCCUUCACCUUCUCCUCAUUCCCCAUCCUUCCUCCCCGGAUUCGAAGACCUUCCCACUCCUUCCCCCUGCCUCGACUACGGCAUCCGCCGCCUCGACCACGCCGUCGGUAACGUCGAAGAUCUCGCAUCCGCGGUGAAAUACGUCGCGGCUUUCACCGGAUUCCACGAGUUCGCCGAGUUCACCGCGGCGGAUAUUGGCACCGCGGAGAGUGGAUUGAACUCGGUGGUGCUCGCGAACAACGAGGAGACGGUGCUGAUUCCGAUGAACGAGCCGGUACACGGGACGAAGCGGAGGAGUCAGAUUCAGACUUAUCUGGAUCAUAACGUCGGAGCCGGCGUGCAACACCUCGCAUUGGCGACUGAUGAUGUGCUCCAGACGUUAAGGGAGAUGAGGGCGAAGUCGCCGGCGGGCGGUUUUGAGUUUAUGCCCCCGCCAGUUCCGACAUACUACGUAAAUCUCCGGCGACGCGCCGGCGAUGUGCUCAGUGAGGAGCAGAUGAAGCAGUGCGAGGAGCUGGGCGUCCUUGUUGAUAGGGAUGAUCAGGGGGUUUUGCUCCAGAUAUUCACCAGACCGGUCGGAGACAGGCCAACACUAUUUCUCGAGAUCAUACAGAGGAUCGGCUGCAUGACGAAAGAUGAAGAAGGAAAGGAAUAUCAGAAGGGAGGAUGCGGAGGCUUCGGCAAAGGUAAUUUCUCUGAGCUUUUCAAGUCCAUUGAAGAGUAUGAGAAAGCCCUGGAAGCCAAGCAGCAAAUUGCAGCAGCUUAAGCUUCAUUAAUCAAUCAGUGGCUGAAAUGAAACUUUUCUUUUUAGAUGUCUUUGUUUCAGUAAGGCUUCAUUUGAGAUGAUUUUCUUACUGUUUUUUAAAACAGUUUCCUAGUAUAAAAUUUCAUGAAUUAUAUACUAGAAAGCU
Molecule: messenger RNA, 1614 nt
Organism: Dendrobium catenatum
Lineage: Eukaryota; Viridiplantae; Streptophyta; Magnoliopsida; Asparagales; Orchidaceae
Product: 4-hydroxyphenylpyruvate dioxygenase
Exons: 2
Coding region: 135-1469 (444 amino acids)
Biological process (GO): L-tyrosine catabolic process
Molecular function (GO): 4-hydroxyphenylpyruvate dioxygenase activity
Source: RefSeq, a predicted model, not a curated record